This is a messenger RNA of Zonotrichia leucophrys gambelii, 2331 nucleotides long. RefSeq names its product methyltransferase like 24 (gene METTL24). The record is from RefSeq and is a predicted model, not a curated record. Bases 63 to 1142 code for a protein of 359 amino acids. Lineage: Eukaryota; Metazoa; Chordata; Aves; Passeriformes; Passerellidae. The transcript has 5 exons.
CGGCAUGAGCCCUGCGGCGGGGCGGGGGGGCGGCAGCGCCGGGCAGGGCAGCCCCCGACGCCAUGCCCAAGGAGCGGCCGCUCUGGCGGGGCGCCGCUUUCCGCCUCUGCCUGCUCUCCGCCGCGCUCUUCCUCUGCCUGCAGCUGGGCAUGAGGCGAUCCUGGUGUCCGGAGGAGAAGCCCCGGGAGCCGGCGGCGGCGCGGGCGCCCGCCCCGUCCCGCGGCGCGGAGCAGCGGCCGGGCGCGGUGGCGGCUGCGGGCGGUGGCCGUCGGAGGGUCACCUACGUGCGGAGCGGCCGGCGGGGCAGCGCCGCACCCGCCUGCUGCGCCCCGCAGCCCCCGGGCAGCCGCCGCAGGAAGACUGUAAGGUGGCACAUUGAACUACAACCAUGGGCAAGUCCAACCCCUUCCCUCAACUAUGAGGCCUCAAGAUUCCUAAAGUACAUUAGCACUUCUCAGAUUUCGUGUGAGCACAUGAACCUGAACAGCUUGAAAGGGUACUCUGAAACCACAAAAAAGCCCUGGUCAGUCUGUCUUGAUGAGAGGUUUAGCCUCAUCCAUCGAAUCAGAAGCAAGAAAUGCCGUCUCUAUUCACUUGGGUUAGGCAACGAUGACAACCAGUUUGAGCUGAGCAUGGCCAACAGUGGGUGUGAGGUGCAUCGCUUUGACCCCAGCAUCAAAUCAGCUCACAUCCAGCAGGGCCGGCACCUCUGGCACCAUCGGCUCUCCAUCGACUGGAGGGAUCCCAACCCUGCCAUCGCAGCUCACAAACUCCACAGCAACACUAAGAAGCUGGGCACAGUGCUGAAUGAAUUUGGACAUCAGAAGAUUGACGUCCUCAAGGCAGACGUGGAGAGCGCCGAGUGGAAAAUUUUGGAAAACCUGAUUCUGGAAGAUGUUGUUGAGCAGAUAGGACAGCUGGUCUUUGAGGUGCACAUGCACUGGCCUGGGUUUGAGGUCAGUGGCAAUGACAGCACCGUGGUGCGGUACUGGUACAGCCUGCUCCGAGAGCUGGAGCUCAAGGACUUCAGGCUUUUCCAUACCUACAAAGACUUAUCAAAACCACAGAUGUUUCUGAAAAAGGAAGCCUUCAACGCCAGUAGCUGUUACACACUGAGCUGGGUAAAUACAAGAUGGAAAUAGCAGAAAGGAGUUUAUGAUGUGUGAUUGCAAACCAUCUGGUCCUGGAGCGUUAUUGAAGAGGAUUUUGGUGUCACUGGCUAAAGUUGCUCAAUAUGCACUCGGUGACUGCUAACAAAAUGAACUGGCUUUUAUAUUUAUAUGUUGUCAAAAGAACUGGCAAUAGGGGAAGAUACAUUGUAUAGCAAUUUAUUUGCCAGUGGGUACAUUGUCCCAUUGAGGACAGGGGUUUCUGUAAAGGUUUGUCUAGGGGAGCAUGAGAGCAUGGCUUUUCCAGGCUGCCCCAUGCCUGAACAUGCCAGCAAGGAGAGCAUCCCUCUGGAGCUGCCCUGGGAAGCUCUGCUGACUGAGCUGGACCAGCCCUUGGGCAGGAGAGUGCUUGGGAUGAGGUGUCUUUUUAAGAAAGUGUCAAGUGUUACUUCUCUGUAAAGUGAUCAUCUUUGAUUUGCACCUUUUUUACUGAGGCCUUGUUUGCUAUGGAACAAACUUUAGGCAAGAACAGAAUGUUCUUGAACCCACUGGCAAAUUGCAGCUGAAUUUGGCAGAGACAGAAACCACCACCAAACUAAGUUCCUACCUAUUUCUUUGGGCAACUUCUGAAUGCCCUGACUUAUGUUUUUUAAGCCAGUCUGGCUGCAGAAAGUGACUUCAACGCUUCUGACAUGGGAGACGAUGGGACAGAGACACAGCUGCUGGAUAAGCUGCUGCCAGAGCUCCCCUUCCUCAUCCUCAAGAGCCUUCAGCCACAGAAGACAGGGCUUCCCUAGUUCAUCUGCUCAAAGAACAGCUUGAUUGAAAAUAGUCCUACAAUGGCUGCAGCAAGUGGUUUUUGAUCUAGUGAAAUACAUGUAAGAGACAAAAGUGCAACCUGGUCUUUUUUGGUUUGGGGUUUAGUUGAACAUUUCCUGGUGCCUUUUCCAGUUCUGUGCCUCACCACCUUGCCUCUCCCUGGCAUAAGGAGGCCAGACCCUGCAUCUGCACUGAUGCUGGCAGAGGUGGUGCCCUGGACUGCAGCUAUGCUGGGGUUCUGCACACUGGAAUUGUCUGCAGUGCCCCUGGGAGCCUUUGACAUUCCCCAAAGAGCUCAAGAAUGGGGGGAGAUAAAAAUAUAUAGCAGGUUGGAUUUUUUCUUAUCUUUAGAUGAAUUUUGAUAUUAAACUUUUCAUUAAAAUACAAGAUGUCACCACUUUCA